ACUAGUAGGGUUCUGCGGCUUUUGUUCGUGUCUCCUUCGUUCUAAGCCCCGCCUCUUAGACCGGUUUUACCAAUGAAAGUGCGAUUUGUUUUGAAUGAAGCCCCGCCCCGCCGUGCCCGAACCUCCCAUCGCUAUUAAUUCCUUUUACUCUCACGAACCGGUAACAAGGAGAUCGUUCAAAUGUAUAUAAAAAAGCUCCCGCUCUGAGCCGUGAUUGGCAGCGCCGGUUGAGAUCGCUCGUGCUGAUUGGCCAGCAAGGAACGAGGAGUUAAAGAGCUUGGGGGAACUUGGUAGAGGAAGCUGAAGGGUGACUCUGUAUCUGAAUGAACAGGGAGGUGUGGGAUACGGGUCCAAAGGGUCAUCGUGGGGGCUGCAGGUACAGCUGACUGUUAUGAGUGAUGCAAAUGAAGUUCAAAUGCAGAUUACACCAGAGACACCUGGAGAGCUCCCUGUUCAAAACCCGUUUGAAAGUCCAAGUGAUUACAGCCAUCUGCAGGAUCAGAUUGUGUCAAGUCCAACAGUGUUUAAAUCCACAAAAUCCACUGUGACGCCAGGAAAAUUUAGAUGGUCUAUAGAUGAACUUGCUUUAAUAAACCCUGUGGAAAUAGACUCUGAAGACAUACGGCGUCAAGCAUUGUAUUUAAGCCAAGCAAGAACAGAUAAAGAGAUGGAAGAAAAAAGACAAAAAGCCAUUGAAGAGUUUUUCACCAAAAGUAUCAUCGUUCCAUCUCCUUGGCCUGAUCACAGUGGGAAACAGGUUUCUCAAUUUAAUUCAACUCGAUGUAUUGAUCUAAGUAAUGCUUCACCAGUUGGGAGAGACGUUGUUGUGCAUCCUGGGAAAAACAAUGCUGCUUGCCAGACAGUAUUAUCUCUGCCUGUAGAUUUUGACAUGGAAAAAAUACUAGGUGACUAUUUUAAACCUGAUGAAUUAGCCGACCAGUCUCAGGAAAGCUUGAGUACUUCAUCGUUGAGGAGAAAACUUUUUUUAGAUGAGAAUGGAAGCCUCUCAUCUGAGAACUUCUCCCCGUCUCAAAGUCCGCACAGUAUUCCAGCCUCCCUUGGGGUACUAUGUUCAAUAGACAUCUCUCCAGUCCGCUGUAGGAGUCCUCUAAAUACAUCUAGCCCGGGCCAGUUUUCCUCCAGCCCUAUUCGGGGAGGUUCAAGGACCUGUAGUCUGGGAAGUCUACCCAGUCCUUCCUUUCCAGAGAGAAGUCCUGCCAAUGUUCCUUCUCCGACUUUCUCUCCUAUUGGUAUUCAAAUAAGAAAGACACCACUGUCAGAACAAAGGCAGUUUACUUUUCGCUCCCCAGACGUUCCUUCUGUUUCGAACACAUGCCGACCAGCUCCAGGUGGGACCAGGAAUACUUAUACAGAACACUCCCCGUUAAAAAGUUGCUCUCCCAUGAGACUUGUAGCAUGCAGAGGAACCACACUUUAUCAGACCUCCCUCAUUCGUCUGCCUUCUACACCUGAAAGUUUCAGUGAGGAGCAGGAGGGGGCGAAGGCUUUGUCUGCAGAAGUGGCCUUGCCAGCAGAGUCGAAAGUCAAUCUGCAUCAAUUGAAUGGGGAUGCUUUUGCACAUAGUACCCAUUUGGUGGUUGCCAGAGUGUCCAUUUCACCUGACCUGUCUGAAGCCCACAAACAAAGGUUGCUGUUGCUCCAUGACGCUGAUAGUUUCAAGGAAAACCAUACAGUGGAUAUGGUUGAUCCAGAGAUGUUGGAUGUGAACUCGGUGAAGGGAUUGGCUGAAAACUGUGGCAUGCCAAUGGCUGGCUUUAGUAUUGAAGGGUCUUGCAUGUGCAUGUCACCUCUAGCUGAAAGCAGUGCCAGUCCCUGCGAGAGCAGUAGCAUACAGGUGGAUAGUGGUUACAGCACUCAGACUUGUAGUAGCAGUCUUAUGGAUACAGUUGGAGCUGAGACCAGUUGCAGAGAGAAUGAUACACGCAUUUAUGAGAAGAAAUCUCUGGUUUUCAAAACAAAGCAAGGAAAAACCAUUCCUAAAUAUUGGACUGAAAGCGAGCCCGCUAGUCAAUCCAGCUGCAAUCUUAUAGAAAUGCCCUUGUCAAAGUGAUUUGCACAUCUCUUUAUACAGCUUCUGUGGAGCAACUGUUCACAAUGGAGCUGAAGUGGUGUUCUCGAGAUGCAUGGAAGACUAGACUGGCACAAUUGCUUUCCACCAUCAAGAUGACUAAGCAAAUAAUGUGAAAACUACCCAUCUGAUAGCUUACAGCCUGAUCAUCAACCCCCUAGUACCUGGGGAGCAGGCAGGACUGCUGAGAUGCUGCUUGUGAGAACUGAUGCUGUUUUGUGGGGGUGUUCACACGGCUACCAUGACUUGCACAAAAUACCCAUGAUUCCCAGGUGGAGAUUUAGUUCUUGUAAAAGGCACUUCAAAUACCACAUGCCUAAAGUUGGUUCCCUAUCCUCCAAGAUAUGCACACGGCUGCUAUGUCUGAACUAUACAACAACAAAAAUGACAGCACCAAUAGGAAGAACUUGCUUAUGUUGUUUUCUGUGAAAAUAAAUAGUGGUAGUUAUAGGUAACAAUUGGCGUUUUCUUCUUAUGCAAAGAAUCAUAUCUGUGAAACAGUGCAUUAUUUUCUAAUAGUGCUUUUUCCUUUUUUAUCACACAUACAGAAAUUGAUUUCUUAAACAAAACUAUGCUUUGUUUAUAACUACAUAUCCCACAUUUAAAUAUAUAUAUGUGAACACUGAUUGCAUAUUUUAAUUUUUUUCAAUAUUGGAAUGAAACAAUGUUAAUCAAAUGUAAUAAAGGCUGAAAGUUGUAUCUCUAAUGACUCAAGUGAGCAGUGGGGGUGGGGAGAGUGAUCUAUUUGCUGGCAAUGGCAAGAAAUUGACUGCAGAAGGAUUUAUUUAAACGCUUUUCCACUUGUGAUAUGAGCCACCCAUCUGUGUAGACUACACAAUCUAGAGUCAAGUUUACCGUCUCUGAUAGUACAGCUUUAACACUAAACACACUGGUGGUUCCUUAUUCUAUCAUGUUAAAUAUUUAUUGCACCUAUAGCACAGAAGUAAACCUAUUCUGGACAGACCUCUACAGUUUCCCAGCUAAAGAAAAUACCAAUGUGUAUGCAAUUCAGAAGCCGUAUUUAAACUAUAGACCAUCCAGCAGUCUAGCAAACAGCCACCUCUUUGGCUGCUAUAGCAGGAUAUCCAGAAAAUAGUUUCUCCAGCAUAUAUAUUACACUCACUGAAGUCUGGAAAACAUGAAACAAGUACUGUGGAAAAAACCUUGUUAUUUCCUCUUUACUUUUGUUCUACAUGAAUAGUUUUAGUCAAUUUCACUGUUCUAAGAUAGUCAUGUCUGUAGUACCACAAUUUGCCAUUUUUUUUAAAGAGGG
Rhineura floridana is the source of this 3362-nucleotide messenger RNA. RefSeq names its product BORA aurora kinase A activator (gene BORA). The transcript is spliced from 12 exons. Gene Ontology annotation, biological process: activation of protein kinase activity; regulation of mitotic spindle organization; regulation of mitotic nuclear division. NCBI's taxonomy places the organism in Eukaryota, Metazoa, Chordata, Lepidosauria, Squamata, Rhineuridae. The record is from RefSeq and is a predicted model, not a curated record. Gene Ontology annotation, cellular component: cytoplasm; nucleus. Gene Ontology annotation, molecular function: protein kinase binding. Bases 392 to 2071 code for a protein of 559 amino acids.